Drosophila sulfurigaster albostrigata is the source of this 3046-nucleotide messenger RNA. RefSeq names its product uridine 5'-monophosphate synthase (gene r-l). Bases 136 to 1620 code for a protein of 494 amino acids. The transcript has 3 exons. Gene Ontology annotation, biological process: 'de novo' UMP biosynthetic process; 'de novo' pyrimidine nucleobase biosynthetic process. Gene Ontology annotation, molecular function: orotidine-5'-phosphate decarboxylase activity; orotate phosphoribosyltransferase activity. The record is from RefSeq and is a predicted model, not a curated record. NCBI's taxonomy places the organism in Eukaryota, Metazoa, Arthropoda, Insecta, Diptera, Drosophilidae.
UUAUUUGUUGAUUGUUAGCGGCGGGCGGACGUGCUUUCAAUUUGACUCGCGGAUUACACGUGUGUAAUAAACGUGGUGAUUGAUUUAAGUCUAGGUUAAAUAUUUACGUAAAUUGUAUUAACAACAAACUAAACCAUGCUUGCCAAGAACACUGAUCAAAUAAAGGAGCUUGCGCUCAAACUGUUUGAGAUCAAUGCCUUUAAAUUCGGGGAUUUUAAGAUGAAAGUCGGGAUCAAUUCGCCUGUCUACUUUGAUUUACGGGUGAUUGUCAGCUAUCCAGAUGUCAUGCAAACUGUAUCCGAUUUGCUGGUGGCGCACAUCAAGGAGCUGCAGCUGAACGCCAAGCACGUCUGCGGGGUUCCAUACACCGCUUUGCCGCUGGCCACGAUUGUCUCAGUACAGCAGUCGACGCCAAUGUUGGUGCGGCGCAAGGAGGCCAAGGCCUAUGGCACCAAGAAGCUCAUCGAGGGCAUCUACCAGGCGGGCGACACCUGUCUGAUUGUGGAGGACGUGGUCACCUCUGGCUCCAGCGUCCUGGACACGGUGCGCGAUCUGCAGAGCGAAGGCAUUGUGGUCACCGAUGCCAUUGUGGUCGUGGACCGAGAACAAGGCGGCGCAGGCAACAUUGCCAAGCACGGUGUCCGCAUGCAUUCGCUGUUCACGCUCUCGUUCCUGUUGAACACUCUGCAUGAGGCGGGGCGAGUGGAGAAGGCAACUGUGGAUGCGGUGGCCAAGUAUAUUGCUGCGGUGCAGAUAAACAGUGAUGGCUCGUUUAUAGGUGGCGGAGAUAAGCGCAAUCCCAGCGAAGCAAACGAAUUUUCACGCACUAAACUGAGCUACGAGAGUCGCGCCAACUUGGCAAAGAGUUCGAUUGCAAAGCGACUUUUCAAUCUGAUGGCCACCAAGCAAACGAAUCUCUGUCUGGCUGCCGAUCUUACAAAAUCCGAUGAGAUUUUGGCCAUAGCCGACAAAUGUGGUCCAUACAUCUGCUUGCUGAAGACUCAUGUGGACAUUGUGGAGGAUUUCAGUGAACGUUUCGUUAGUAACCUUCAAGCCUUGGCUACGCGUCACAAUUUCCUGAUCAUGGAGGAUCGCAAAUUCGUCGACAUAGGCAACACAGUCUCGCUGCAGUACAGCAAAGGAGUCUACAAGAUAUCGAACUGGGCCGAUCUGGUGACUGCUCAUACGCUGCCUGGACGCAGCAUAGUGCAGGGUCUCAAGGCUGCACUGGAUGGAGACGAUGCUGUCAAGGAACGCGGUGUCUUUCUAUUGGCUGAAAUGUCGUCAAGUGGCAAUCUGAUCGAUGACAAGUACAAAGAGAAUAGCAACAAAAUCGCCACGGAGGGCAGCAACGUUGACUUUGUGGCCGGCAUUGUUUGCCAGUCGGCCAAUUGCUUCUCCUUCCCCGGACUGCUGCAAUUGACGCCGGGCAUCAAGAUCGACGAGAGCGUCGAUAAGCUGGGCCAGCAAUAUCAAUCGCCUGAGAAUGCGGUCAAGGAGCGUGGAGCUGACAUUGGCGUCGUCGGACGCGGCAUCUUGCAGGCCACUAAUGUGGAACAGGCGGCGAUCAAUUAUCGUGAUCGCCUGUGGGCGGCCUACACUGAUCGUAUUGCCAAAUAGGCGUCUCAUUUAUUAUGGAUGAUGUACAAGUUACCUCUGAUUGUAUUGCGCUUCCCGAAUUAUAAAUAGUUGUAAGAAUUUUGGGUUUGGUCUUUAGAAACACGUAGUAUCCAUAUAAAACACAAUUAGUUAAGAAAUUUCAAAACAGUUUUAUGUAAUAAGGUAAAAAGAUUGCUACAAAAAAUACAACAAUUUACGAAAUGUUUAAUGCAUUAUAAAUCGAUAAUGUAAUGCCUGGAUUUAAUAAGAGGCCAAACACUGCAACACGUAGCUAUAAUCGCCAGAUAUAUCAUCCUGAAAUUGAAACGGAAAAAAUAUGUUUUGUGAUGCGAGCAAACUUGAAACUGAUCAAACGUCGUUUGGCGUUGGCAAACUUUUUAUUUGUUAAUAAUAGCAAGCACAAACAAAAAUACUAUGUAUGUGAAAUAAUUUACAGGAAAUGUAUACAAAAAAAAAGACGUUAUAAUAAAUAAUAUUGCAAAAAUAGCAAAAAGGUGUAAAUAUAUGAUGGAAUAGAAGCUGCACUUCAAGUGUAAGUAUCUACUGGAAAAUUAGCAAAUCACAACAUAAAUAAUUUCAGAGUGUAUGUUUGUUUUUGUUAUCCUCGAAAAUGCAACUUAAUUUCGAAUUUUACAAUUGCACAAUUUGUUGUUUAAUCAACAUUAUUUCUGGAUAACCUCGGGUCUCAUCUACCACGCAACGAGAGUCUCAAGUAAAUAUCCAAUUUCAGAGUUGGCAUCCUCCUGUAAAUUGCGUAUACGCAUGGAUGGGAAUGGAAGAGAAGCGUAAAAAGAGCAGAAAGCAUUAAACGCAUUACUUUGUAUACAUCUUCGUAAAUGGUGUUGUUGAUUAUAGUUACUCAGUGUUAUAAAGUAACCGAAAGCCAUAUGUUAAAGUUAUGUUAAGCGAUAACAGAGCACUGUUAGUAACAUGGCAAGCAAGCUUUUGCAAUUGCAGCUUUAGUAACGGCAAUCAAAAUUCAAAUCGAUGGCGCUUAAUAUGAGAUGUUUUUUUUUUUUUUAUUGUUGCGUUUUAUUUGUUUUUGUUUUUAACAAUAUUAUAAAUGAUACUCGAGCGAUAAAAUAACAUAACCAUAUGCUACACAUUAUUUACAUAUAUACAGCAUACAGUUGAAGUUAAGUUAAAAUUGAGAUUAAGUGUGUGAAUUGAGUGUGCAUAGUUGUAUAUAUUAUAGUAUAAUUAACAUGUGAUGCGACAGUAACUUUGACGGUAUUAAAUGCGCAGCGUUUUGCCUUUUAAAAGUGCUCCACUCUUGUGUUUGUAGAUCAUAUUGUGUAUAUAACUACAUAUGUAUGUACGUACAAAAUAUUUCUGUAUUUACUGAUAACUAAUUACUCGAUAUUCGAACUUUUGUACAAUUUGUGUAUAUAUUAUUUAAAGAGUAGCUUAAGCCAUGGAACAGACA